Phacochoerus africanus (Common warthog) is the source of this 3185-nucleotide messenger RNA. RefSeq names its product solute carrier family 26 member 10-like. The coding region runs from base 1014 to 3077 and encodes 687 amino acids. Gene Ontology annotation, cellular component: membrane. Gene Ontology annotation, biological process: transmembrane transport. Gene Ontology annotation, molecular function: sulfate transmembrane transporter activity; oxalate transmembrane transporter activity; chloride transmembrane transporter activity. NCBI's taxonomy places the organism in Eukaryota, Metazoa, Chordata, Mammalia, Artiodactyla, Suidae. The record is from RefSeq and is a predicted model, not a curated record. The transcript has 18 exons.
GACGUACAGCCCAGAUAAGACUUCUGGGGAACAAUAGGAGGAAUUGAAGAGGGGAGAUCCACCCUCACUGUACCCCACCCCCAGGGCUUUGGGGUCAGGGACUGGGGACCAGAGGGUGAUAGGGAGGGGUGCUAAGGAUUCUUGUGAAUGGAGGAGGGGAUGGGGCAAAUAAACAGGAUUCCACAGGGGUACAUGAGGUGGGCAGGUGACCCUUUUGUACUUGAUUUAAGCACAAAUGUGUUGUUGAGUGCCACCUUUAUAAAUAGCGCGGGAAUAUAAUGAGUAGUAUUUCAGUGUUUUUGGUUUCUGAGAAAUAAAAUCAAAAUCCCCUAUCAGUUCAGUAUUCCCCCUGAGCCCCUGAACUGGGAAUUUAGUCCCAGUCACUCCCAGUAGAGGUGUGGAGUGGCGGUUCUCUGUCCAUCCUUAUCCAAUACAUGCAGCUGCUUCCCACCUAGGUAGCUGGUGAAACCGCUGAUGCCAGUGGAGCCCCUUACACUUUCUGGGCACAAGCUGUGCCCCAUGAGGAUCUGGGUCUGGGGGGAGGAGGGGAGGUUGGAACCCCUCUGAACUCUCUCCUGUCCCGGGGAAUGCGGCAGCCCCAGGAAUGAUCAUUAACCCUAUAGGAGUCAGGGUCUGUCUCUGCCCAAGGUGCAGAAUCAGAAAGGAGAGAGGAAGUCAAAAGCCUUAGAAGUGGUAAGUAGUAGGUGUUGGGGCGCGCCUGUGGGUUGGCCUGUCUCUCUGGCUCCUACACCCUUCCAAAGUGCCCCCCUCCCCCCAGCCCCAGUAGCAGACUCCAAAGAGAGCAAUCUGGCCAAGGAUGUCUGAGGAAACGCCUAACUUAGAGACACCCCCUUCCCCAAGGUACAGCUAGCUGUCUCUUGACUGUAGAAGGUCCCCAAGAGAGGGCACCCUCCAGGACGGGAUUGGACUCUGCUUCACGGAGGCGGGACUCAGGGCCAGCCGGUUGGAGGGGUAUUUAAGACUGGGUGGAGUUGGAGGUGGCCGAGGGCAAAAUGAGUGGGCUACGGAGCACCAGGACCUGCCCAGGCCUGGGAGAGGCCUCUGACCUUAAGUACCCCCUGGGCUCCAAGUUCAGGGAACCUCUUACCCAGGCCCGGUUCCAGCAGCUCUUCGGGGACGCAGAGCAGGAUUCGGAGCUGCACGCAGAGCCUUGCUGGUCCCGGCUGCGCCGGCAGUGGAGGCGGCGGCGGGCCAGCGCCUGUUCCGGACCGGGGGCGUGGCGCCUGCUGCUGGCGCGGCUGCCCCCGCUGCGGUGGCUGCCCCACUACCGCUGGCGGGCUUGGCUGCUCGGGGAUGCGGUGGCCGGAGUGACCGUGGGCAUUGUGCACGUGCCCCAGGGCAUGGCUUUUGCCCUCCUGACCUCCGUGCCCCCAGUGUUCGGGCUCUACACUUCUUUCUUCCCCGUCCUCAUCUACACCUUGUUGGGUACUGGGAGACACCUGUCUACAGGAACUUUCGCUGUACUCAGUCUCAUGACAGGCUCUGCCGUGGAGCGGCUGGUGCCCGAACCUCUUGAGAGGAACCUGAGUGGAAUUGAGAGGGAACAGUUGGAUGCUCAGCGGGUUGGUGCGGCUGCCGCCAUGGCCUUCGGGAGCGGGGCACUAAUGCUGGGGAUGUUCGCGCUGCAGCUCGGCGUCCUGGCCACCUUUUUGUCGGAGCCUGUGGUCAAAGCGCUGACCAGCGGAGCUGCCCUGCACGUGCUCGUGUCCCAGCUGCCUAGCCUAUUGGGGUUGCCGCUCCCGCGUCAGAUCGGCUGCUUCGCUCUCUUCAAGACGCUGGCCGCUGUACUGACGGCGCUGCCCCGGAGCAGCCCGGCCGAACUGACCAUCUCCGCACUCAGUCUGGCGCUGCUCGUGCCAGUCAAGGAAUUGAACGUGAGAUUCCGGGACAGGCUACCCACCCCGAUCCCAGGGGAAAUCGUCAUGGUACUUCUGGCCUCCGUGCUCUGCUUCGCCUCUUCCCUGGACACAAGAUACAAUGUCCAGAUAGUGGGAUUGCUGCCUGGAGGAUUUCCCCAACCUCUCCUCCCCAGCCUGGCUGAGCUGCCCAGGAUUCUGGUUGACUCGCUUCCCAUGGCAAUGGUUACCUUUGCAGUGUCUGCCUCCCUGGCCUCCAUCUAUGCAGACAAGUACAGCUACACGAUUGACUCCAACCAGGAGCUCUUGGCCCAUGGUGUCUCCAACCUCAUCUCCUCCUUCUUCUCUUGCUUUCCCAACUCGGCCACCUUGGCCACGACCAGCCUACUAGUGGAUGCUGGUGGGAACACACAGCUGGCAGGCCUCUUCUCCUGCAUGGUUGUCCUGUCUGUGCUGCUGUGGCUGGGGCCCUUCUUCUAUUAUCUGCCCAAGGCUGUCUUGGCCUGCAUCAACAUCUCCAGCAUGCGCCAGAUGUUCUUCCAGAUGCGGGAACUCCCACAACUAUGGCGCAUCAGCCGCGUGGACUUUGCCGUAUGGAUGGUCACAUGGGUGGCUGUCGUGACCCUGAGUGUGGACCUGGGCCUGGCUGUAGGUGUGGUCUUCUCCAUGAUGACUGUGGUCUGCCGCACCCAGAGGAUACAGUGCCUGGCACUUGGACUGGCCGAGGGGACAGAGCUCUACAGGCCACUCAGAGAGAGCCACAAGCUCCUCCAGGUCCCAGGGCUCCUCGUCCUGAGCUAUCCGACACCGCUCUACUUUGGGACCCGUGGGCAGUUUCGCCGCAUCCUGGAGUGGCAUCUGAGGCUUGGAGAAGGCGGCCAGGAGGCUCCAAAGACAGAUGACCCACCUGAUGCAGUUGCUGAGCCUGUCAGAGUGGUGGUCCUAGACUGCAGUGGUGUUCCCUUUGCAGAUGCUGCAGGGGCUAGAGACGUGGUUCAGCUAGCCAGCCGGUGCCGAGAUGCUGGAAUCCACCUGCUUCUGGCUCAGUGUAAUGCUUCAGUGCUGGGGACACUGACCCAGGCAGGACUCCUGGACAGAGUGUCCCCAGAACAACUGUUUGUGAGUGUCCAGGAUGCAGCUGCAUAUGCCCUGGAGACACUGGAGCUCAGUGGUCCAAAGACUUGCACAGUGUGGGUCUGACCUGGUCGCUUGGAGUGGAAGGGCCCCAACAAUAUGUAUGUGAGGAGGGCCAUGGCCCCUGAGCCCCCUUACUUAGUUUCCUAAUAAAGUGAAGCUGAAAAAAAUGAA